This is a messenger RNA of Eimeria maxima, 1377 nucleotides long. RefSeq names its product HEC/Ndc80p family protein, putative. Gene Ontology annotation, biological process: attachment of mitotic spindle microtubules to kinetochore. The record is from RefSeq and is a predicted model, not a curated record. The transcript is spliced from 12 exons. The coding region runs from base 1 to 1377 and encodes 458 amino acids. Lineage: Eukaryota; Apicomplexa; Conoidasida; Eucoccidiorida; Eimeriidae. Gene Ontology annotation, cellular component: Ndc80 complex.
AUGUUGGCCCCUGGUACAGGACACCAAUGGCCACACCAUUUAGCAGCAUUAAGUUGGCUAUGCGAGUUAUUAAUCUAUGAGAAUGAAUUUUUCUAUCAAGAAGAAGAAGCAGCAGAUCUACAGGCUGCUCGGACCGAUGUUGUUGGACGAAUGGUUGCUGCUGCUUAUCCGCAGCUAGGGAAAGACCCUCAAGCCUUGAGGGCUGCUGUAUUGGGACAGUUGCAUGGGAUGAACAGGGAAGCAGAGGCCACACAUCAGCAACUGCAGCAGCAGCUGCAACAGCGGCAGCAGCAGCUCGCUGCAGUAGAGGCAGAGCUCCGCGAUAAUGCAACGCUUAUGGAUUCAAUAGAACAACUAAAGAAAGAUAUAAGUACUCUGCGCUUGCGCAUAGCAGAUAUCAGGGGGGAGAUCUCUCAGCAGGAGAGCAUCACUGCAGCAACGGAAGCAGAGAGAGAUUCGCUGCUGCUUCAGCAGAGAGCAGCAAUGGAUGAAGUGCAAAAGUUAGGCGAGCGAGUAAAGGCCCAAGGGAUUGACAAGGCAGAGGUGGAGAGAAUUCGUCAUGACAUUUCGCGUCUUCGUGAAGGAAAUCGAAUCAUUGAGCGAGGGACUACAGACACUAAUCGACAAGAUGACUCGGAGAAGCUGCGGAUAGCUGGGCAAUCAGUGAACGAGUGCCUGAGCAGCAUGUCGCAGCUAGCUGUAUCAGCGAAGCUGCCUACAGCAGAGGAUUGGAAUGCCCUCCCUAAGAUGGAAACUUCUGCUGCUGCUGCUCCUUCUGCUGCUGCUGCAUGCGAUAUAAAGAGGGCAACUAAUGAAAUUUUGGGGCUGGACUGGCCGCAGCUGAAGAAAGGAAUUCAGCGGAUAAUGCAACUAGAGAAGACGGCUAAGGAAGAGACUAACCAACAGAGACAGCGAGGGAGUCGAGAAAUUGAAAAGGUCAAGAAAGGAAUUAAAGACCUCCUGGCGAGCCGAAAGACAUUGGAGAAACGCAUGCAAUUGGUGCAGGAGGACCUGCAGCAGCUGCAGCAGCAGCAGCAGGCUGAGCAGCAGCAGCUUAUUGAGGCGGAGAGGCGACACCUCGAGGGGGUGGAGGAGACAAUGCAGCAGUACCAGCAGCAGGAGCAGCAGCUGCAGCAAUUGGUUGAGGAGCAGCAGCAGUUACUGGAUCAGGAAGAACAGCAGCGGCAGCGGGAAGCUGCAGCGGCAAUUGAGGCCCUGCAGCAGCAGCAGCAAGAAGCCCUGCAGCAAAAGGAGUUGCUGCAGCAGCAACUGCGCUCCCUAGCAGACACGAAGCUAGCUGAAUGUGCUGCAUUAGAGCAGCAACUCUCUGAGCUACAGGCAGCCCUUCAACAGCCCUCUACCCAAGAAGGUUCCUAG